AUGACUCUUCUUGUUGCUAGGAACAUUCUCUUGGUGGUCCUAUUUGGUGCCCUCAUAUGCACCGCCAAUGCCCGUACGAAGCUCGUGGGGAAUGGCCAAGACAGUUCGUCGCUCAAUGAAGAGAAAACGUUCUUCGGUUACGGUGGCAUCGGCGGGGUAGGCAUUGGAGGAGGCGGGGGCGGCUUUGGUGGUGGGGGUGGCGGCGGGAGCGAGCUCGGUGGAGGCGUGGGAUAUGGUUAUGGAGCCGGAGCUGGAGGUGGGUUCGGAUCUGGGGUCGGAGGCGGCGGUGGAGGAGGGUUCGGCGGUGGUGGCGGAGGUGGCAGUUUAGGAGGUGGAUAUGGUGGAGGGGCUGGAGGAGGAAUUGGGGGUGGACUGCCUUGA
Molecule: messenger RNA, 381 nt
Organism: Rhodamnia argentea
Lineage: Eukaryota; Viridiplantae; Streptophyta; Magnoliopsida; Myrtales; Myrtaceae
Product: glycine-rich protein 5
Exons: 1
Coding region: 1-381 (126 amino acids)
Source: RefSeq, a predicted model, not a curated record